Chelmon rostratus (copperband butterflyfish) is the source of this 1951-nucleotide messenger RNA. RefSeq names its product transmembrane p24 trafficking protein 7 (gene tmed7). The transcript has 4 exons. Gene Ontology annotation, cellular component: Golgi apparatus; endoplasmic reticulum; COPII-coated ER to Golgi transport vesicle. Bases 113 to 754 code for a protein of 213 amino acids. Gene Ontology annotation, biological process: endoplasmic reticulum to Golgi vesicle-mediated transport; Golgi organization; intracellular protein transport. NCBI's taxonomy places the organism in Eukaryota, Metazoa, Chordata, Actinopteri, Chaetodontiformes, Chaetodontidae. The record is from RefSeq and is a predicted model, not a curated record.
AGCCAAUGCCGUGUCACGUUUGUAAUACGUUUCUUAGCAUUAGUCGCAUCCGGGUGAGCACUUUGUGGUUCCCUCAGGUUUUUACUUUGAAGCUUGGCUCUCGGUCUUCAGGAUGUACGGAUCCUUUCGGGUGUUGUUGCAGGUGCUGUGGGCCCAGCUUCUCUGUGGGUGGGUGCUGGGCUCCGAGCUAACUUUUGAGCUACCAGACAACGCAAAGCAGUGUUUCUACGAGGACAUCAUCAUCGGCACAAAGUGUACACUGGAAUUUCAGGUGGUGACCGGUGGCCAUUAUGAUGUGGAUUGUCGUUUGGAAGACCCAGAUGGCACUACACUCUACAAGGAGAUGAAGAAGCAAUAUGACAGUUUUACUUUCACAGCCGCCAAGAAUGGCACCUACAAGUUCUGCUUUAGUAAUGAGUUCUCCACCUUCACACACAAGACGGUUUACUUUGACUUCCAGGUCGGUGAUGACCCUCCUCUGUUCCCCAAUGAGAACAGAGUCACUGCUCUCACCCAGAUGGAAUCAGCCUGCGUGUCCAUCCAUGAGGCGCUGAAGUCCGUCAUCGACUACCAGACACACUUCCGCCUCCGUGAGGCCCAGGGACGCAGUCGGGCAGAGGACCUCAACACCCGUGUGGCGUUCUGGUCCAUCGGAGAAGCCAUUAUCCUUCUGGUGGUCAGCAUCAGUCAGGUGGUCCUGCUGAGAAGCUUCUUCUCUGACAAGAAGACCACUACAACACGAGUUGGAUCGUAACACUCUCUGAACCCUGGGAUCUGACUCAUCACGUCUUUAUCCGUACCUUGGCUCGUGUGCUUAGAGUGAGUUAGAAUAUCAGUGCUGAUCUGAAAUUGGAUCAUAUCAAACGGCCAGGUCGUACAAUCUGACAUGUCAUUUUCAUUCAGCACUGGCAUUCUUACCAACUUUAUGCAAAUGAGUGUUGAGCAAAAAGGUUAUCUGUGUUUAAAAUGUUUUUGAGGGGUAAAAGAGAAAGCUUGGAGAAAGGCUUGUUUAUGUCGCUUGUAACUAUCUGUAUUUGAGGCAGUUCAAGCAGCUGGUCAUAUAGUUAAAGUAAACCUUAAAUACUUUAAAUAUUUGAAAUUAUUUCUAAAUGUGUUCUUAUUUUAUUUGUGUCUUUUUUUACCCCCAUCAUCUCAUACCCUCUCUCCCCCUGAUCUGUUCCAUUUUUCAGCCCAAACUGUGCACUGAAAGAACCAAGGGGGUGAAAGUUUUGACUUAAUGUGUCAUGUAUGGAGUUGAGAAUUUCUUUUCGUAUCUGCAGUUCAUUGGGUCUCUAAAACAAGGCAAGGCAAAGGAUUUGGUUAUUAAAAAUCUGUUGCAUUUUUUCUUUCUUAUUAAACCACACUGUAUUAAGUGAGAGACUAGAUAUUGUGUUUGCUUUUAUCAGCUUUGCCAUUUUAGGAGAGUUGAGAGGGGAGUGUGCUAUACAGAGAGUAAGCCAUCCUUUAAUAAUAGUGAAAUGGUUUGUAUUUGGGUUGAAGGAUUGAAUUUAGAGAUGCAGAUGGUUAAGUCAGUUUUUGCAUUUUAGAUUAAAUUUUCUAAAUUAUACAUUGGGGGAAAGUAAUGCGCCAAGUUGACCACACCUAGGUGAAUUAUUUCCUAAAACGUUCUAAUUAUAGGUUGGGUUUUCUUAAUAACAUCUUUGUGACUCAGUGUGGUGGGGGACAAAAAUAACUCAUAUUAUUCUUGUGUUUGAAGAUGACACAUUUUGGGUCUAAAGUGGCAGUUUUAUGUGCACCAACUUGUUAUGAAAUCUUUGUCUUUCAGUGGUUCCCUUGCAAUGUUAAAUCUAAUUCUGCCUUUGCUAUUGGAAGUGUAACAACUUGUUUAUCUUGUGGGCUGAUAUUGUCCUCUUUGUUUUUUACAGCACUGUUGUAAAAUUGAUGUUUUGCAAGGUAUUGCUUGAAUAUAAGAUCAUUCUAGUAACUUUGA